Messenger RNA from Pogoniulus pusillus (Red-fronted tinkerbird), 2321 nucleotides. RefSeq names its product sideroflexin 5 (gene SFXN5). NCBI's taxonomy places the organism in Eukaryota, Metazoa, Chordata, Aves, Piciformes, Lybiidae. Gene Ontology annotation, cellular component: mitochondrial inner membrane. Gene Ontology annotation, biological process: citrate transport; monoatomic ion transport; mitochondrial transmembrane transport. The record is from RefSeq and is a predicted model, not a curated record. The transcript is spliced from 13 exons. Bases 71 to 1078 code for a protein of 335 amino acids. Gene Ontology annotation, molecular function: citrate transmembrane transporter activity; monoatomic ion transmembrane transporter activity.
GGCGCGGCAAGGGGCGGGGCCCGGCGACGGGGGAGGCUGUUUAAAGUGGCGCUUGCGGCGCGCCAAGGGGAUGGCGGAGCCGGCGGACUACCCUCCGUUCCAGCUGGGGAAGCCCCGCUUCGAGCAGACUUCAUUUUAUGGCAGGUUCAGGCACUUCUUGGACAUCAUCGAUCCUCGGACUCUCUUUGUUACUGAGAGUCGCCUGAAGGAAGCUGUGCAGCUGCUGGAGGAUUACAAGCAUGGGACUUUGCCCCCAGGAGUCACCAACAAGGAGCUCUGGGGAGCUCAAAAAAUUAAGCAGGCCAUCAUCCACCCUGAUACGAAUGAGACCAUCUUCAUGCCCUUCCGAAUGUCAGGUUACAUUCCCUUUGGAACGCCCAUUGUUGUUGGUCUUCUCUUGCCCAACCAGACGCUGGCAUCCACUGUGUUUUGGCAGUGGUUGAACCAGAGCCACAAUGCCUGCGUCAACUAUGCAAACCGCAACGCGACCAAGCCUUCUCCGACAUCCAAGUUCAUCCAGGGCUACUUGGGAGCUGUCAUAAGUGCUGUCUCAAUAGCAGUGGGCCUUAAUGUUCUGAUUCAGAGAGCAAACAAGUUUACUCCUGCCACUCGGCUCUUGAUCCAGAGGUUUGUGCCAUUCCCUGCCGUCGCUAGUGCCAAUAUCUGCAACGUUGUCCUGAUGAGGCACACGGAGCUGGAAGAAGGAAUUGAUGUUUUAGACAGCAACGGAAACAUCGUUGGGUCUUCCAGAAUUGCUGCAAAACACGCACUGCUAGAAACGGCUCUGACUCGAGUGGUCCUGCCAAUGCCUAUACUGGUUCUACCUCCAAUUAUUAUGUCCAUACUGGAAAAAUUGAGACAUCUCACCUGGAGCCCGAAAUCGCAAUGGCCACCACCAGUAAGACUGUGGUCUACAAUAAAGGACUGUAAGUGGAAGUGGAGCAUCUCAGCCCAGAAGACCUGGGGAGGGCAAGGAAGGAAACUUCCUGACUGGGGAAAAGAAAACAACAGCAAGCUACAGCAAAUCCUAGAGCUCAGUGACGGUAGUGUAUUGCUGCUCCCAGUGAGCUGGGAGUGAACUAACACUCGCAGAGAACUGACAGCUCACACCAGUCACAAAGGUUAAUGUUAAAAGUUUUAAAUUAGCAUCAACAAAACAAAUCACAUCCAAACACCUUAGAGAAGUACCUAGGGAAGAACCUCAGAACUCACUAGCACUGCAUGGGGGGAUGUUUGACUGCGUGGCUAUCUCUACCUACAUGAGAUUAGGCUUCACUGAGCUAAUCUUGGAGUCGAUGCAAGUUAAAUCUCCACAAGGCUGCUGCACAGCAGCCAUUCCGUAGAGCUGGACAGGUGCAUGAGUGUGAAGCACUUGGUAGGGUGUUUGAGAAGUGACCUGCAUUGAUUUCAUGCCCAUCCUGCCCCAGCCACCGUGCACAAAAGCAGCUGUCCAUGGCUUGUCACCCAGCAUUCCUUUAGCACCGCCAAGGUCACAGCCUGUGCCCCCUCUGCCCCUUCCACCUUCUUCUCCAGAAGGUCCCAGUGGCAUCCUGCCCAUUUGUUGUGCUUGCAAGAUUUUAUGUCCCAGGAGCCUACCAUGAGGUGUACCUGCAAGGGCUUUUGCCCAGGAUUCAAGAUACUGGAAAGCCAAGAUGCCCUCAUGUUGAGAAGGGAUCUCAUAGCAAAACCACCACACAUAUGCUCUUUUGCUUUUGGAGAAUGAAGGGUGGGGUUUGUCCCACCUAAUGUAGACCCUGUAAGGUUGUUAAUCUAAGGUAAUUGGCCAGGCCUCACUUUGCCAGACCUAUUGUCUAAGGACAGAAUAUGUUGUAACUUCUGAUCAGCUCUGGCCAGACAGGUGGUCUAAAUGUAGGUCUCUUCCCUUCUCUUCCCUUCCAUUCCCUAUGCUAGUGCAGAGGAGGACCUAGAGCAGGGACUGGCAGGCAGGAUGGCUUCACUUGGCAGAGGUGCCAGGCUGAUAGCUUCAUGAGCCUGCAACCUCAGAGGAGUGAACUGUCCUCUGGACAUGGCUCCCUGUCUGUCUGCCUCUUCAACUGCUCCACUUUGAUAUGCUUCAAGUGAGGUGGGCAAGUGCCCACCAGCACUGCCCCAAAUGCUGCUCUCACAUGGGUUUGGGCUCAUAAUUUGGCUUUUUGGUGUCUUGUACCCAAGAAUAAACCCUGAGUCACUCUGUGAAGACAGUGCAGGGUUUGAACAUGGCCACCAGCAGCAGCCCAGUGCCAUCUGCCUCUGGAUCCUUGUGGGGAUGGAGCUGUGGUGGUGCUGAGCACGGCCAAGCGCACAGGCUGUCAUCUUCCAAA